Pseudopodoces humilis (Tibetan ground-tit) is the source of this 1654-nucleotide messenger RNA. The record is from RefSeq and is a predicted model, not a curated record. NCBI's taxonomy places the organism in Eukaryota, Metazoa, Chordata, Aves, Passeriformes, Paridae.
CUCAGCUCGGCUCGGCUCGGCUCUGCGGGGCGAGGAGGGGGCAUCACUUCUCUGAGUCUCCCCGCCACAUCGUUAUGGACCUAUUCGACUUUUUCAGGGACUGGGACUUAGAGCAGCAGUGUCACUAUGAGCAAGACCGGAGUGCACUUAAGCGGAAAGAAUGGGAGAGAAGAAACCAGGAAGUCCAGCAAGAUGAAGAUCUCUUUGCUUCAGGUUUUAACCUCUUUGGGGAACCCUACAAGACAAAUAAAGGCGAUGCCCUUGCAAACCGUGUCCAGAACACAUUGGGAAAUUAUGAUGAGAUGAAGGAUCUGUUAACCAACCACUCCAACCAGAGCCACCUUGUAGGAAUCCCAAAGAAUUCUGUCCCACAGACACCCAUUGACAAAAAUGAACAGAACUUUUUCCCAGAACCAAGGAACAGGAUGAUCCCAUCUCAUCAGAUCAGCGGCAACUCAUCAACAUCAAUGCCUCCACCUUCUUCAUUGUCAUCUAACUCUACUUUGCUACACAGCCACCAGAGCAGCAGGAAGUCAAGGACAGACUGGUCACGCAGUGGUCACAACCCCAGUGGGGCCCAACCAAGCCAAUCCAGUGGCCAGCAGAGUCGGACAAAGCACAGCUCUUCUCAUGACCAGUCACAGGGCAGGUAUGAAGAUCUCUAUAAUUGCCAGAGUGAGCAGCAUAAAAGUGGGGGAACUGAGGAAGCAAAUGCUAUGGCAACAUCUUCACAUUCGAGGAGGCACACUCAUGCAAAGUCAGCUCCUGGAGAACACACUUAUAAAGAAAACAGUCAUUCGAAGUCACCCACAGAGCUUGAGUUUGUAGGCCAUGGUCCUGGAUCUCCACUUCCUUCCACUUCUUUGUUAACUGCAAAUAAUGGUCUUUCAACUCAGAAUUUCCCACCAGGACUUCACUGUAAAAACAGCAUGGUCCAGCAGAAGCCUACGGCUUAUGUCAGGCCUAUGGAUGGUCAGGACCAGGUACCCAAUGACUCACCCGAACUGAAACCCCCAAUAGAAAUUGAAAGUGGAUAUGGAAAUCAGUCUUUUGGAACUCUGCUGGAAGGAAAAGUGAAUACACCUAGUUCGAAGAACAAAGUACCAAAGCUCAACAUUCCUCCUGUUAGUGAAGUUGCCCUUCCCAAUGAUUCCAGCUGUGUGGAAGAAAUACUGCGAGAGAUGACCCAUUCCUGGCCUCCUCCUCUUACUGCUAUUCACACUCCCGGCAAGGCUGAGCAGACCAAGUUUUCUAUCCCAAACAAGGACUCCCAACAUCUGACCUCAGGAUACAAUGUACAAAAGUGGAGUGAUCCAGCAGGGAAAGUUGCAACUAAGUCAGUGCCACAGAAGUCAAUGCUUGAGGAUGAUCUAAAACUCAGCAGUGAUGAAGAUGACAAUGAACAGAGAAUUGGUGUUCGUAGGUUCGUUUGUUCUCGAGCUGUAUCAACUGAAGCAGUUUUUACGGAGUUCUGCGGCGCUGAGAAGUUGAUCUCAAUCAGGGCUGUGCAUCAAGGAGAUCGCUUGCCGUGCCUCUCGCUGCCGCUCACGGGGUCUCUGCCGACACCGUGUGAGCCGUGCCGACCGCCGGCUUCACUCAGCACUUUUCUUCAUGCGGAGCGCCGAAAACAAGCAAAGCUGCUGCUGCUGCUGCC